ACCGAGCCGUUGGCAGCACUGUUCUUACUCACACAAUUUGUCUCCGUCUCGCGAGUGUUCGCAACCGUUACAAGUGUCCGUGUCUCGGAUUGUGGUCUUUUCACUAAAUAGCAGUGAAAUUGUGUAUUGGAUAUUCAUUUUAUCAGAAUCUGUAAUGCAAUAGAAGAUUACUGAAAGUCGAGCCCCGGAACAUUAACAUGAAAAUGGUUCUAUCUCAACGCCAGCGAGAGGAGCUUAACAAAGCCAUCGCUGAUUACCUCGGUAGCAAUGGUUACAUGAACGCAUUGGAAGCGUUCAAAAAAGAGACAGACAUGCCCGGCGAACUCGAGCGCAAAUUCGGCGGUCUCCUCGAAAAAAAAUGGACUUCAGUGAUACGUCUCCAGAAGAAAGUCAUGGAACUUGAAUCGAAACUUCACGAAGCUGAAAAAGAAUACAUCGAGGGGGCGCCAACUCGCGGAAAACGUAGUCCAGCCGAGUGGAUCCCCCGACCACCUGAGAAAUACGCCCUGACGGGUCAUAGAGCCCCCGUCACUCGUGUCAUAUUCCAUCCGAUGUUUAGUCUUUUUGUAUCGACGAGUGAAGAUGCAACGAUUAAAGUGUGGGAUUUCGAAACGGGGGAAUACGAGAGGACCCUCAAAGGUCACUCGGAUGCCGUUCAAGAUGUCGCUUUCGACGCAACGGGAAAAUUAUUGGUGUCUUGUAGCGCUGAUAUGUCGAUAAAAUUGUGGGAUUUCCAACAGAGUUACGAAUGUAUCCGAACAAUGCUCGGCCAUGAUCAUAAUAUAUCGUCGGUGGCGUUUAUGCCGGCGGGGGAUUUCGUCGUGUCGUCAAGCAGGGAUAAAACGAUUAAAAUGUGGGAGGUUUCGACGGGUUAUUGUGUGAAAACGUUCACGGGACACAAGGAUUGGGUCAGAGUGGUGAGACCAUCGCCGGAUGGAAGCCUCCUGGCGAGUUGUUCUAAUGAUCAGACUGUCAGAAUAUGGCAGGUUUAUACGAAGGAAUGCCGAGCCGAGUUGCGAGCACACGAGCAUGUGGUCGAAUUUGUGGCAUGGGCCCCGGAUUCGGCGGCGAAUGCCAUCAACGAAGCGGCGGGAGUGGAUAACAAAAAGGGGGCGCAUAUGGGGCCGUUCCUCGCCUCGUGCUCGAGGGAUAAGACAAUCAGGAUAUGGGAUGUGGGCGCGGGAGUGGCUCUCUUCGUGUUGAUCGGUCACGACAAUUGGGUUCGAGGGGCUGUUUUCCAUCCCGGUGGUAAAUUUUUAGUGUCGGUUAGUGACGACAAAACAUUGAGAGUUUGGGAUUUGAGAAAUAAGCGCUGUUUAAAGACGUUAGAUGCUCACAAACACUUUUGUACGUCUGUAGAUUUCCACAAAUCACAUCCUUUCGUGAUUUCGGGAAGUGUAGAUCUAACGGUGAAAGUGUGGGAAUGCCGUUAACUUUUUUUUCACGGUUGGAGUGUAAUUUAAUUAUUUAAGCCAAAACAUUUAUUCCUUUUUGAAAGGUUUUUAUUUAGUGCAAAUUCAGUUUUUUGUGAUUUUUUUUGUUUCAUUAAAAUUGGAUUUAAGGUCUGGAAUUUUUUUCUUUUCAUGUGUGAAUGAUUUGUAGUUUCCGUUUAGAACAAAGUUUAUUUUUGUUAUCUUACGAUCGGUCUUUUUUGUGAUAUAUUUUUAUUAGAAACUGAAAGUUAGUUACUCUUAAAUGCUUCAGAUAUUUAAUAAACAGGCAGUGGAUAUUGAUGGAAUUAUUAUUGACAGUUCUCGAUACUCUUGUUUAUUAUUUUCUUUUGUUUUUUAUCGAGAUGUGUCAGAAAUAAGUUCAUAAAAAAAUGUAGAGCUUUUUCAGUUCAAGUUUUAGACACUAUUUAUAGGGGAAGAAAUUAAUAUCAUGUUGGUAUUAAUUUUUUGACAUUUUAAUGACAGUUGCAACUAGUUAGCUAUAAUAAUCUCUCAAUGUAGAACUUGAAAAUGUAUAUUGCACAAGUCCCGCUUAAAUCAUGGAGAAUUAUGUAUUUUUUUAAAUACUCAUUUCAUAUCUUAUUAAUUUCCAGUAAUUGUUUUAACAAAAACAUCCUAAAAUCGCUUGCUUACCAUGUAUAGUGGCACAAUGUUCGUAUAUAGCCUUACAUUGUUUUUUCGAGUAGGAUAUGUGAAUAUUUUCUUCUGUAUAUAAAAAUAAAAUUGUCUCCUUA
Messenger RNA from Tribolium madens (black flour beetle), 2185 nucleotides. It is a transcript of the gene Lis-1, whose product is annotated as lissencephaly-1 homolog. Bases 198 to 1433 code for a protein of 411 amino acids. Gene Ontology annotation, molecular function: protein binding. The transcript has 5 exons. NCBI's taxonomy places the organism in Eukaryota, Metazoa, Arthropoda, Insecta, Coleoptera, Tenebrionidae. The record is from RefSeq and is a predicted model, not a curated record.